AUGGCGGCUCGGGAGAGGCGGCCGCAGUCGAAGCCUGACCUGCUACCGGUCGAGAUUGACAAGGAGAAGCUUAAAAAGGCGUUCGACUUCUCGCAUUUUGAUAUCAACGCUAUACUGCGAGGCAUUGAGCUGACGCUUGUGGGAGCCAACCGAGCGCUUCAGAACCCGGCCUUGUUCACCUCCGAUCACUAUAGACAAGCGGCUAUCGCGGUGGCAGCUGGUAUUGCCAUUCGUCUGGGCAUCUCUAUUCCAAUCAUCGGCGUCAGGGUCUUCCUCUGGUUCCUGUCUCUCAUCUUCAACCUCGACUCUGUGACCUGGGACGACAAGGUGGUGGAUGGCCUGAACUUCGUGGCCGACCAUGUGCUUCAGGUGCCACUCUUCUUGAUGACGUUGAUGCGCUACAUCACACCAACUUUGGACAAUCUGUUCAUGGAGUCUCUGAGAUGGGUGGACAUGACAUACAUCCAGAAACACAAGGGCGAUGACCCAAAGGACCUGAGAGAUAUGUACUACCCGAAUCUGCGUCUAUACUCGACCCGCGACGGCAGCACCCACACGACGAGCACGGCGGAGGCCGUCUCUAUGUUCUUUUGGAGAUCUGGUCGGAAGGCCGUCCUCUCCCUUGCCGUCUACGCAAUGUCGUACCUGCCCGUGGUUGGUCGGUUUGUCCUGCCCGCUGCAAGUUUCUACACGUUCAACCAAGCAGUGGGCCUCGGCCCGGCAUCCGUCAUCUUUGGCACUGGAAUGUUCCUCCCAAGGCGGUACAUUGUCAUCUUCUUGCAAGCCUACUUUUCGUCUCGUAGGCUCGUGCGUGAGCUUCUCGAGCCUUAUUUCGCCCGAGUCCGCUUCACGAGUGAUCAGAAGCGCAAGUGGUUCCGCAGCCGAGAGGGUCUGUUGUUCGGGUUUGGCAUUGGAUUCUAUAUCCUCCUCCGAGUGCCUUUGCUGGGCGUCCUGAUAUAUGGCAUCGCUGAAGCUUCGGCGGCAUUCCUCAUUACCAAGGUCACCGACCCUCCCCCACCUCCUUCAAACAGCGAUGACUUUGCGGCUAGUCAGCAAGAAUGGAGAAACAAGCAGAAGUUCCUGAGCUUGUCUCUGGGAAAUCUUGACAAGAUUCACGACAAGCCUCCAGCCUACUCCGAAGUGGACCCUCACCUUGAGGCCCGGCCCAGUGAGUCUUAGUCACUCAACAACACCGGCCUGCGAUGCUUGUCUGCAGUCACGCGAAAUCUUCCAGGCCGUCUGUGCCUGGCCACCAAUGAUAUGCAAGGUCUGAGCUAUCAACUCGCUGGAAAUCUUAUAAGUACUUAUGUCGCAUUGGCUUCCCUUACCGAGUUCCGAUCGUUUGUCCCCAGAUGCACCUUAUCUGCAAAAAAUGUGGAGAUGUUGGGAUGCCCCGGCGGCAAUGUGCGGCCAAGGUCGGGAUUGGGUAAUUGGGUUCGAGAUAAGAACACACAUCCAGGCACCAAAUCGCCUGCACCCUCUCAGCGUAUCCAGACUACAUAAUUGCCGUGAUAACGGGCUGUUAAUGAGCCCCAGAGAAGGGGGGAAGGGGGGGCCAUUACGUCGUCGAUAGAGUUGUGGUCUUGUCGGAGUGCAUAUGCGGGGUAGCUUCUCGAGGUGGGAUAUAUUUCUUGAGGUCUAUCUGCGUAAGAUCUCACAAGGUCUCAGCACUGUGGCACCACUCUGCCCAAAUAAAACAAAGAUUGGACGCAUUCG
Cryphonectria parasitica EP155 is the source of this 1716-nucleotide messenger RNA. RefSeq lists its product as uncharacterized. The transcript has 4 exons. The coding region runs from base 1 to 1179 and encodes 392 amino acids. The record is from RefSeq and is a predicted model, not a curated record. Lineage: Eukaryota; Fungi; Ascomycota; Sordariomycetes; Diaporthales; Cryphonectriaceae.